Messenger RNA from Grus americana (Whooping crane), 3891 nucleotides. RefSeq names its product Ras like without CAAX 1 (gene RIT1). Gene Ontology annotation, cellular component: plasma membrane. NCBI's taxonomy places the organism in Eukaryota, Metazoa, Chordata, Aves, Gruiformes, Gruidae. Gene Ontology annotation, biological process: Ras protein signal transduction. The record is from RefSeq and is a predicted model, not a curated record. Bases 153 to 806 code for a protein of 217 amino acids. The transcript has 6 exons. Gene Ontology annotation, molecular function: GTPase activity; calmodulin binding; GTP binding.
CAGCGCGGGCCGGGCGGGGGCGUGGCCGGCCGCUCGCUGGCGGUGGAGGAGCCGCCGCCAUUUUGGUGUCGCCGCCUCGGCUGGGAGCAGCGGCCGGUCGGAUGCGGUGCGGGGCAGCCUGACGCGGCGGCGGCUUCUUCAGCUCUGAGGAGAUGGAUUCUGGAGCCCGCCCGGGCGGCGGCAGCAGCGCUCCGGGGCAGUCCCGCGAGUACAAGCUAGUGAUGCUGGGCGCCGGUGGCGUCGGCAAGAGCGCCAUGACCAUGCAGUUCAUCAGUCACCGGUUUCCAGAGGAUCAUGAUCCCACAAUUGAGGAUGCUUAUAAAAUACGAAUACGCAUUGAUGAUGAACCUGCCAAUCUGGAUAUUUUGGACACAGCAGGACAGGCAGAGUUUACGGCCAUGAGAGACCAGUACAUGAGGGCUGGCGAGGGAUUUAUCAUCUGUUAUUCAAUCACAGACCGACGCAGUUUCCACGAAGUGCGUGAGUUCAAACAGCUAAUAUAUCGUGUUCGACGCACUGAUGAUACUCCUGUGGUCCUGGUGGGAAAUAAAUCUGAUCUGACACAGCUACGGCAGGUUUCCAAAGAAGAAGGCUCUGCUCUAGCACGAGAAUUCAACUGCCCUUUUUUUGAAACUUCAGCUGCAUACCGUUAUUAUAUUGAUGAUGUAUUUCAUGCUCUUGUGCGAGAAAUCCGCAGGAAAGAAAAAGAAGCAAUAAUGGCAAUGGAAAAAAAAUCAAAACCUAAAAGCAGCGUGUGGAAAAGACUGAAGUCACCAUUUAGAAGGAAGAAGGAUUCAGUCACUUGAGCAGAGAGAAUUCCUCUGCAAAAUCAAACAAAACCUGUGAACAGCCAUUUGUAACCAAAGGGUUUAAUGACAACACCUUGACAGCAUGUUUUAAACCUGAUGGGAAUUUUAUGAGGGAAUGCAUAACUUUUACCAAUUAUUUUUGUUUAGAAUGGUAUUCCCUUAAUUUUGGAUAUUUAACUUAAGACACAGUAACAGUUGUACUUUUGUUUGUUGUCUUUUUUUUUCUUUUUACUGGAUCCAGCAAAUGUUGCUUGUAUGUCGUUGGUUACAAAUGCUGAUAGGUUUAUGCCCCUGCACUUUUGAAUGUUUGUCUUCAGUCACUGCGUACUGGAAGCUGAAUUGUGUAAAAUAUUGCUGAAGUCUACCCAACCUAACUUAACUUUUUUUCCCUAGUUGUUUGCACAAGAAAAUGUUGCUGCUCUCUGGAGCAGUAACCCACAUCACAAGAGGUGGCUUGUCAAGGUCGUGCUGAAAAGUGGUUUACAAAGCAUAUGUCAUGACUAGCAGCCUUGGCCGUGUACAGAUGUCAUUGAACAGAGCUAUGCUAGAGGUCUUGUGUUCUCAUCGAAUAGAUUUUUUCCAGCAAAAGUAAUGGUGGAAUACUUGUACAAGUUUAUCUGAAUUAUCAGUUAAUCAGCAGUGUUGUAGGUGGGAUUCUAAACAAGUCAGAAAAAGCAAAUUAUGGUUCCGAUGGCAGCUAUAACUUGGCAACAGUGCAUGAAUAUGUAGCAUUUUCCUACUGUAUAUAGCAUUUACUGUGUUGUCAUAGCACAUGUAAGGAUGCUGUAGAUGCUGUAGAAACCACAGCUUUGAGUUUUCCGACUUGCUUGUUAAAAAUUACGGCUGUAAUGGUGCACUGGCUUAUUUAUUUACAUUCAGUUUUAUGUUCUUGUCUUAAAGGAGCCAGUAUCUUUGUGAAGUAGAAGUCUCUAAUGUAGUAAUUUCAAAUUAUUCUAUGAUAACUACGUUGUAGAGAACAUGACUGAUACUGAGGUAUCUGGGCCAAGAUUUUAUAUCCCUAAUACUGCUAAGAUUCUUCCAGUGCAGUCUUAAAAGUUGCCAGUGCAGUGGAAGGAAGCAAUUAGCUGGGUACAGCAACAGUCCCAACAGAUACUCACACCCCUGACCUUACAUACGCAGGUGGUCCAGGCAGUGCAGGUAUAGGUCAUCUUAUGCUCAGUAAAGAACAAUUUGGUUAAAAAAGUUCUUUUGAGGCAGACUCUCUGUGUGUAGAGAUAUUCUUUGCUUUCAAACUGAUUUACAUACACAUCAGUUAGAGAAUUUAAAUCCAGCAGAGACACACGAAUGUCUGGUGUUCCUCUUGGUUUUGUGGUUUGUUUUUUUUUUAGUAAUAGAACAAGUCAUAGUUGGGUAACUUAGACAUGGUUAAAAUAAGUUUCUCAGAGAACUAAGUGCCUAGAAUCUUUCAGUUUAAGAGUGAAAGAGCUUAGUAGACUAAGUGUAGCAUAGCUUCUAUUUUUCUUCGAUCAUCUGUGUCAGUAACUAUGUUAAUCUUACUGAUCAAAAAUCAGAUCCAUGAUGUCAGCCUUCGUGUGCUGCAUGUGAUAGUGCAGUCAAAACUGAAAAUUCAUAUGUAAAAGGAUUAGUACAAGAAGUGAGGAUAGCAAAUAUAUAAACUUAAGCUUUUUUUCUUGCUAAACUCCGUAUUGCUUAAGAUACAACUGGAAAUUCUGUGCCUAUUGGUUUUAAGAGUAUUUGUAAGAUUUAAAAAAAAAAACCUGUAACGAGAAAUUUGGAGCAAGGUUACAUCCUUUUAUUUUGUUUGUGGCUGAACUAAACAUUUAAACUGAUUUCUCUUUCUUAUUUCCACUGCUCCAGUGUUACACUACACUGGUAAUAAUCACACGUGUGGUGUUUGACAAAGGCUGAGAAUAAUUCAGAUUGUUUAGAAUUUAAGACCUCUUUUACGUUAAUGGUGUGAGCAGUUCUGUGUGUCUUUUCAGUAGUUACUGGUUUAGGACUGAAAGCCCUCGUAAUCAUUCAUGGUUGGAUGAAAUGCUGUCUGUAGCUCAGAUCAAAAUCCUAGGAAAACCAUCUAGCAGAAGAUUUCAGGAGAAGGAGACAGCAACAGCUAAGAAGUUGCUCUGAAAGCAGUUGCUGAUUCUGUCAUAAAAAUUAUUUCAGACCAGUUUUCUGGUAAUGCUGAGCAGGGGCCUUACGGUGAUUACAAGUUUUCCCUGUGCUUUUCCUUGAUACAGGAAGUUAACAGAAAAUGUUAGUCAGCUUCCUACGUUCAAAGUUUUCAGAUAAUCUGUAAGGGUAACCUGUCAGCAGUGCUGAAAGCUGUACAGGACUAUUUUCAUCUUAAAUAAGUGAUAUCUGUGCCUUAUGUGAUUCCUUCAAUGCAAUGUGUGUGUUUACUAAUGCCUUUGUGAGCCUGUUGCUUAUAGAAUUAUUACAUCAGAACAGCAGCAAGCACUUUUUUUUACACAGUGUUAUUCAAAAAGAGUUUUAUUUUUGUCAUGUAUGAAUUUGUACACAGAAUUAUUGUUUUAUUUGACACAAUAUAUAAUUUUUAAUACAAAUAUUUGCAUUUGAUGUUUUAAUCUGUGGUGUCUAGCAUGAUGGGUAGAAGGCCAUUCAGCCUGAAAGUGCUGAAAAAGGAGAGCUCAUGGUGUGUCUGUAAAUUAUUUUGGAAAAGGCUUAUCUUGCUCAAAAAAAAGAGUUGGUAUGUUACAUUUAAGUGGUGCAAAGCCUAAAUAUUCUGUGAUGUGAGUCUGGUGCUAAAUUGUUUAAGUAUGAUCUGGACAUUUUGCAAGUGCAUUACUGUACCUGUGUAUGCUCUGCCUAAAGCGUGUUGACUUUCCGAGUUUUAGUUACACGUGGGGCAAGGGCAGCUGCAUGAGGUAAGUGUCUAAAUCUUUGCCCAGAUCCUUGAGUAUUGGGGCCAAAGAAAUCCCUCUGCACUUGCCACUGCCUCGGUUGCUCUCCACAUUGGUGGUUUGCAUUUUCUUACUUUGUACUGGGUUUAGAUUCCUUUGGGCUUUGGUAUAGUUGUUUUUUCUUCCUUUAAGGUAUUUAUGCUGUAGCCAAAUUUGCAAUAUAAUUCUUGCUUUAUGAC